UUUUGUGUUUUUCCCAAUGGAAAGAAAGAAUGAGGAGAAAAAAAAGAAGAAAAGAAUUAAAAAAAGUGUGGCAUGUGACUUUUUUAGGGCUUCAAAAAUCUUACAAAACCUACACAACAAAACACACACACACAACUCUCUCUCUCACUAACACGCAAACACUUUCUAUUAUUCUCUCUCCAAUAAUCACAAACCAUAAUCGGUAGAUAGGCACCCACCUCUCAUUCUUUCGCUUUCCGUGAGAGGAGAAAAAAAAAAGGCAAGUAGUAUGUUGAUCUUGAUCAAGGAUCUGUUUCAACAACACUAGUAUCUGUAGUGCGUGUUGUGUGUGUUUGUGGGUGUGGGGGUCUCUUCCUCUGCCUUAGUUGUGGUGUUUUUGCGUACCUCCACUCCGAAAUUCUCUCUCUGUGUCUGUGUGUGUGUGUUUUUCUCUCUCUUGUGGUCUGCCAUUAGUACUGGCAUGGGAAGCUCACAAGUCCCUCUCUCAGAGAAACUUUAUUCAUGAAAAAAGCCAAAGCGACAGCAGCAGUAAGUAGCAGUCGCAUAUGGAGUAGAAGAAGCUGAGCGGAAAUUAAAAGCCCAUCACCACCCCUCUCUCACUCAUCUCUAUCUCACAAUCUUCUUCUGCUCUAAAGAAUAUAUCAGAGACCCCACUUCUUUUCACACACUAACGACUCCCUCAUAGAUUCUUCAAGAUUUGGAAACACAGAUCAAAAGGGACGGAAAGAAAAAUCCAAUCUUGGCCUUGCUUGAUUGGGACGUACACCAAUUUUGUUUUUGUAUCUAUCUGCACAUAUAUAUAUAGCAGAAUUCUGCAGUUGUGGCUACCACUCGGCGGCUACCUUCCGAUUCCAGCGGCGCGUUCGCUGAGUGGGUCGCUUCCUCCUCCUCCGCCGGUGACCUCUCUUUAGGAUUCAAUGCCGGCCCCUCCGCCACCAACUCCGCCGCCGCCGCUGGAGGACUGUGGCCCGCCUCCGCCGCCGCCGCCACCCGCCAUCAACUGCGGCCUCCCCCCUGAAUUUUACUUCGUCGCCCCGGCCUCCUCCUUCCACCACGCGGAGGCCGCCGCCACCGCCGCCACCACGAUCAACUUCGACCCUCACUCCCUCAACGCCUCCAACGCCAUCGGAGUGGGAGUCAUCCCCCUCCUCACGGCCUCCCCUUGCAUCGCCGCAGCAGAUGAAGACGUCAUCAACAGCACCUCACGCAGCCGCGGCGCCGGCAUGCAGCUCUGGCAGCAGCUGCCGGAUCCCUACUUGAAGAAACCCUUGAACAGCAACAUCGAUCACGCCAAUCUCGGUGGCGGUGGAGCCUCCUCAUCCGUCGGCACCACCACAUGUCAAGACUGCGGCAACCAGGCCAAGAAAGACUGCCCGCACCGCCGCUGCCGGACUUGCUGCAAGAGUAGAGGCUACGAUUGCUCCACACACGUCAAGAGCACGUGGGUCCCCGCCGCCCGCCGCCGCGAGCGCCAACUGAUGGGCGGGAACACCGCCACUGCCGGCUCCUCACAGUCCACCUCCGGCACCAAGAAACCCCGCCUCGGCGGCGCCUCGCAAACCACAACCGCUUCCCACACUUCAACCUCCAACACCACCCCACCAAGAAGCUUCGACACCACCUCUAGCCAUCUAGACGCGAGCUUAAAAGAGUCAUUACCAGGGCAAGUGCGUGCCCCCGCGGUGUUCAAGUGUGUGAGAGUAACUGCAGUGGAUGAUGGUGAAGAUGAGUUUGCAUAUCAAGCCGUAGUCAAAAUAGGUGGUCACAUUUUCAAAGGUUUCCUAUACGAUCAAGGGUUUGAAGGGAGAGAAAGCUUUCCCGAUAUAUCGGAAUUGCAUUUGGGCGGCCUCGGCGGCGGCGGCGGCAGAAACGGCGCCGCCCUCGACCCCACCUCGGAUAUGUAUGCCGCCUCCAGCGGCGGAGGGCUGCUUGGAGGUUCCACUUAUGGAAACCAAAUAAAUUGAUUCACUUCACAACAUUGGAAAUUAAUCUUCAUCUUUAGAUGACACCUCUAUUCUCUUGUUGUUGGUAACACUAUCGUUUAUAAUUAUUCAUAUUUCUAGA
Messenger RNA from Salvia miltiorrhiza (redroot sage), 2064 nucleotides. Its product is annotated as protein LATERAL ROOT PRIMORDIUM 1. Gene Ontology annotation, cellular component: nucleus. Lineage: Eukaryota; Viridiplantae; Streptophyta; Magnoliopsida; Lamiales; Lamiaceae. Gene Ontology annotation, molecular function: DNA binding; DNA-binding transcription factor activity. The record is from RefSeq and is a predicted model, not a curated record. Gene Ontology annotation, biological process: positive regulation of DNA-templated transcription.